Molecule: messenger RNA, 1212 nt
Organism: Stomoxys calcitrans (stable fly)
Lineage: Eukaryota; Metazoa; Arthropoda; Insecta; Diptera; Muscidae
Gene: Gnpnat
Product: probable glucosamine 6-phosphate N-acetyltransferase
Exons: 6
Coding region: 320-1165 (281 amino acids)
Biological process (GO): UDP-N-acetylglucosamine biosynthetic process
Cellular component (GO): Golgi apparatus; endoplasmic reticulum-Golgi intermediate compartment; endoplasmic reticulum
Molecular function (GO): monosaccharide binding; glucosamine 6-phosphate N-acetyltransferase activity
Source: RefSeq, a predicted model, not a curated record
UUAUUUUUUUAUUAACAAAUUGCAAAACAGUAAAUAAUUUUUCUUUUUGCUUAUACCAAGAAAGAGUUGUGGUCUAAUAUGUACGUUCACUUCGUUUGAAAAAAGACAUAAAUUCCAGCAGUCAACCGCUGACGGUGUUGAUGAAACGACAACGAUUGGCUUUCGCUGCUCAUAAGCAAACAAUUUGUAGAAAUAAUAACGAUAAAAAGAUAAAAACUUGCGGCUGUAUGUGAUGUGAAUGUUGUUACAUUUGCAACGUGGAUAUUUUUAUUGAUUGUUUUGUUUGUUAAAUCUUUUACGCGGCAACGAAAGUGCAAAAAUGAUGGAGGAGACAUAUCUCUUUGAUCCUAAUAUAUUAUUGAAAUUGGAUUUCCAUCAAAGUCCUGCCAAGUUUAAUCCUUUCAUUUCGGCUGCAUGCCCCGGUGAAACCUGGCUGAAAGUCAGACCCUUAAAGGAUAGCGACUAUGAUCGCGGUUUCUUGCAAUUGCUCUCCCAAUUAACUCAUGUGGGUUCAGUUUCAAGGACACAAUUCUUAACUCGCUUCUCUCAAAUGAAGGCCAGUGGUGAUUACUUUGUGACCGUAAUCGAGGAUACACGUAAAAAUGAAAUUAUUGGUGCUGCUACGCUAGUCAUUGAACGGAAAUUCAUACACAAUUGUGCUAUUCGUGGUCGCCUGGAAGAUGUUGUGGUCAAUGACACUUAUCGCGGCAAACAAUUGGGAAAACUCAUUGUGGUGACCGUCUCUUUAUUGGCUCAAUAUUUGGGUUGUUAUAAAAUGUCUCUGGAUUGCAAGGAUAAGCUGAUUAAAUUCUAUGAAUCCUUGGGCUAUGUACUUAUACCGGGCAAUUCCAACUCCAUGACCAUACGUUACGAUGAAUCUCCAAUGGUUAAAAACAAUUUGACAGCCUUUAAGAGAAUAACUCCCUUGGCCAAUACACCAACGGCUGUUAAUGUGACUGAGGGUGUGGUCGGUGAUGCUUGCCAAACAAAACACAAACACCUUUGUCAAAUCUCUGAAAUGUUGGUUUGCAUUUUUUUCCUUAUUCUCUCUUUUAAUGCCAUCCGAAGGUUUGCAUACUCCCAUUUAAGAGUACAUUUAUCAACUGAUAAAAAAGAAACUAUUUACAAACACAUGCAUAUUUAUCUAUAUAUUGAUGAUGUAUAAAAAACUAUUUUGAUUUUGUUUAUAUAUAUAUUUCUUUUCUUAAAUUU